Colletotrichum paranaense is the source of this 870-nucleotide messenger RNA. Its product is annotated as acetylxylan esterase A. Gene Ontology annotation, molecular function: hydrolase activity. Gene Ontology annotation, cellular component: extracellular region. The transcript has 2 exons. The record is from RefSeq and is a predicted model, not a curated record. Bases 1 to 870 code for a protein of 289 amino acids. Lineage: Eukaryota; Fungi; Ascomycota; Sordariomycetes; Glomerellales; Glomerellaceae.
AUGAAGUUCAGCACAAUUCUCUCCGCUCUUGGGCUAGUCGCCUCUGCCAGCGCCGCUUCGCUGCAGCAGGUCACGAACUUUGGCUCAAAUCCCAGCGGCGUCAAGAUGUACAUCUAUGUUCCCGACAAGCUGGCGGCGAACCCUCCCGUGGUUGUGGCCAUCCACUACUGCACAGGUACCGCUCAAGCCUACUACAACAACAGCCCCUACAAGACACUCGCAGAUCAGAAGGGCUUCAUCGUCAUUUACCCCGAGUCACCAUACUCGGGAACCUGUUGGGAUGUCUCCUCAAAGGCAACUCUCACCCACAACGGAGGAGCUAACAGCAACUCCAUCGCCAACAUGGUCUCAUACACUCUCAGCAAGUACAACGGCAACAAGUCGAAGGUCUUUGUCACCGGCUCUUCAUCCGGCGCCAUGAUGACUAACGUCCUGGCCGCGACGUACCCCGACGUCUUCGCCGCUGGCAUCGUCUACAACGGCGUCCCAGCCGGUUGCUUUUACACCGGUACGGUCAACGGCUGGAACAGCACCUGCUCUUCGGGCCAAUCGAUUGCCACGCCGGCACGCUGGGCCCAAUGGGUCUACGACGCCUACCCCGGCUACACGGGGUCCCGCCCCCGCAUGCAGAUUUACCACGGCAGCACCGACACCACGCUCAACUACGCCAACUACCAGGAGACCAUCAAGCAGUGGUCUGGCGUCUUUGGAUACAACCCGGACAAACCUGUCACUUCCUCUCAGAACACCCCUAUUGCCAACUAUCGCACUGAUGUGUUUGGUGAUCACCUGACGGGUGUUUGGGCUGUUGGCGUUGGACACACUGUGCCCAUCCGGGGUGACGAUGACAUGAAGUUCUUCGGCCUGUAG